Cicer arietinum (chickpea) is the source of this 832-nucleotide messenger RNA. RefSeq names its product probable histone H2A variant 3. Gene Ontology annotation, cellular component: nucleosome. The record is from RefSeq and is a predicted model, not a curated record. Gene Ontology annotation, molecular function: protein heterodimerization activity; structural constituent of chromatin; DNA binding. NCBI's taxonomy places the organism in Eukaryota, Viridiplantae, Streptophyta, Magnoliopsida, Fabales, Fabaceae.
AAUUUUUCGGAAAGCAACGGAGAGAAUGGGGAGAUACGUCCGGUCCGAAUACGAAGGAGUUACGAGCAAGUGACAAAUUACAGUAACGUACGCGCGGGUGAAAAGUUGAGAUAUAAAUAUAGGUAGAGCAUGUAAUUUAACACAAAGAACAAGGGUAGAAGAAAAAAGGGGCUGUAGAAGAAAAUAGGAUUAAGAUCCUUCACUGAGUUUGUUUGGUUGGAGAGCGGCAGAGGUUGUUUUUGGCGGGAAAAAGAUGUCGGGCAAAGGGGCAAAGGGUUUGAUAACAGCCAACAAAGACAAGGACAAAGACAAGAAGAAACCCAUUUCUCGUUCUUCUCGUGCUGGUCUUCAGUUCCCAGUUGGGCGAAUCCACCGGCUUUUGAAGUCAAGAACCACAGCUCAUGGAAGAGUUGGGGCAACAGCUGCUGUCUACUCUGCUGCCAUCUUGGAGUAUCUGACUGCUGAAGUAUUGGAACUGGCCGGUAAUGCUAGCAAGGAUCUCAAGGUUAAACGUAUUACUCCGAGACAUUUACAACUUGCAAUCCGAGGUGAUGAAGAACUGGAUACUCUGAUAAAGGGAACAAUUGCUGGAGGAGGUGUAAUUCCUCAUAUUCACAAAUCUCUUAUCAACAAGUCUUCCAAGGAGUAGAUUACUAAUGGAUUAUUAUAGUUGCCUGAUGGAAAAUUUAUGUCUCUACUAAUUGUGGAUUUGUUAGCUAUCACUUAACUGUAGGAUCUCUUAUUUAUGGUUAAAGGAUGCUGUUGAUUGUGGAUAAAUCUGAUAUUUUGUUUAUCUACUUAAUUAAUAUGGUACUAUUACUAAUUUCAGCUA